AUGCUCGACCGGUCCCUCCGGCCGGCGGAGGCCGGCGCCGGCGCGGCCGGCCCCGGCGAGGUCCGCGGGAACGUGGAUCGGGUCCUCUUCAAGGACCUGGUCGACAUGGUGCCGCUCGUCGAGUCCCUCAUGGAUCGGAGGACGAACCCGUCGUACUCGCGGCGCGCCUCGCUGGUGUACACGCCGGCGCCGGCCAAGAAGGGUGGUGAUUUGAAAAGCGCAAAGACACCACAAACCUUGUCGGCAAAAAAGCGGAGGGAUCCUGGAGACACAGGAAAUAAAAGCACACCUGAUUCAAAUGGAGAGAACGGCUCCGUUGCCCCGAUGACUCAAUCGGGAGCAGAAAAUAAACCCAAAGACAAGGAUGAGAUUGGCUUGCUGCGUGAGCAGGUCGAUGAGCUCCAAAAGCAACUUGUCGAAAAAGAGGAGGCAUUGAGGUCUGCCGAGAGUACUGUGAGUGAGAUGAAUGCGGUGUAUUCGACAGUUGAUGGGUUGAAACGCCAAGUUGCUGAGAAAGAAGCUUUGAUCAAAUAUGCUAAUUCUCAGUUACAAAAUGCAAAGAUUAUGCUUGCAGACAAGCAAGCAUCCUUAGAAAAAUUGGAAUGGGAGGUAAAGACCUCAAAUAAGAAGGUGGAAGAUCUUCAAGGGGACGUCUCCAAUAUGGAGUUUGAGAUAAGUUCAUUCGUGACAUUAUUCGAGAAAAUCUCGGAGAAUGUUUCAGAUGAUUGUCACGAUGGUAGCAUACCAUCUUAUGAUCUAGAGGCACUUCAAUCAGUGAGUGAAAUCGACAAGAUUGAAGUGGACAAGAUAGAGCAGGAAAGAGUUACAUAUGCUGAAGCUCUUGCUGCUGCAAGAGCAAACCCUAACGAAGAACAGUUGAGUUCAGUUGCGGAGGCGCGGUCAAGGCUGCAGGUCCUUGUUGUACAAUAA
Messenger RNA from Triticum turgidum subsp. durum (durum wheat), 930 nucleotides. The record is from the annotation of a GenBank genome assembly. NCBI's taxonomy places the organism in Eukaryota, Viridiplantae, Streptophyta, Magnoliopsida, Poales, Poaceae.